AGUCUCGUAGCAGCCUCGCGACCGUCAGGACAUAAUCGGCCGCCGUCUGACUGCGGUUCUCGAAGUCACGAACGUUCGCCACCACGUUUUGCGUCCGGCCAGGUACGGUCUUCCGCGUUCGCGUGAUACGGUCGUAAUUUCUCUGCGUCGGAGAGCAGCAGGAGCGAUUGGACGCCAGGGAGCGCCGGUUCUUCCGGAAAAGCAAUCGAAAGGAAGGACAGCUGAUUCUUGCAGUCUACACUAUCGAAAUCGACAUGGCAAGGCAACAGACAGUGGAUCGAAACAUCCCUCACCUGCGGGAUAUUUUUGGCUUCGGCAGCAAAUGGGACAAUGCUCGUGGACAAGCUGAGGAGAAGGCACCCGGCCACGAUAGCGCCGUGUCAGUGGGCUCUACAUCCGGGGAGGAGGAGAGUCCGAAGAACAGCAAGAAAAAGAAGUCGCGUCGCCGCGAUAACAGCAAGACGCUGACGGAGAGCGACGUGAAACACCUGGAACGGCAUCUCUCUAUGAAGAAGACCAUACGCAAAAAGAUCAUGCGUGACCUGCAGCAGGCCUUCGUCGAAGAUCCGAACGAGUUUCGUGUGGACGACAUACCGCCAGAGCAACUCAAGGCAGAGAUCAAUAUCCAGAGCCUGAGCUUCGGCACGCCGUCUCAGAAGCAGGGACGCACGCGUGGCAAUGCUGAAAGCACGUUCCUCGACAUGCUGCGUGGUGGUGGUUUGGAGAAAAAUGGGACGGAUGGUGACAGAGAUUCAGGACACGGUGGCUCGCCGACCAGAGAGGCGUCCAGUGCCCAGGAUACGGAUGAUGAGUCCAGCUAUGCAUACGAGACGCCCACCGCGCCCACGAAAAAGAGCAGCAACUUCUGGAGACGCUUUACCAUGAAAAAUCGCAAUAAACGAUAAAUCCGCAGCAGGAACCCCAGCGCGAAGAGAGAGAGUACCGAUACUUUAUAUUCUCCGUCAUCUCGAUAAUUUUUACCAGCGUAUUUAACGAGGCAGAGCUUGCAACUGUGAUAUACAUAAAACAUAAAACCAAUCAUCUUCACCUCUCCCUCUCCCCCAAGACGAUCCAUCCGUCGAAUUUUAAGAGGUUCCCGAAAUUCGAUCCGCGUACAAGACCGAGGACCAAGUGAUUUAAUGUACAAAUUUCGGACCAACAUUUUUAUUUGCUACGACAUAUCAUCGGACAUAUUAAUUACAGGCCUUAAAAGACCAGACAAUAUAUCUUUUUUAAAUUAAAAAAUAAGGAAAAUUCAGGAUAAGAAUUCGAUUCAAUAAGAAUUCAAUAAAUGUGAAAAAAACGUACGAUUUUUUAUUUUGACAAAAACUGUUAUUUUAUAUUCGAAAUUUAAUUCCUCGUAGCUCAAUUUCAGUAAGUAUUUAGAUUAGCAGAUAUUGGAACGAUGAAAUAAUUCGCACCCCUACAGUACAAAGUUGCACAAAAAUUGCGGCAAUACUGCUGCAACAUUACAUGUUGCAACAAUAUUGUAGAGAUUUUGCAGCGAUAUUGCUGCAAAUUCUGUGCUGUAUGGCUUCACUUUAUUUGAAAUUAUUAUUUGAAAUGAUAUGGACUCACAAACUUGGAAAAGAAAGAAAAACGAGGGAAUAGCUAGGACAAGCUAUUUGUUCUCUCUUGUCUGAACAAUUUCGCUGUACAUAUAUACUUUUUUUGAAAUAUCGGAGGAACUUCUUAAAACUUUCCGACCUAAAAUGUAACGAUCGAUGUGCUCGAUAAUGUAAUUCCCAUCUUCUGACGCGUACUUAAAGGCAAUGUAAAAAAUAAAAACGGAGCAAAAUAUGAAUACGUAUAUAGUGUUAGGGUAGUUAGUUUAAUUUCUCUUAAUGUAAGAAUGCGGCACAGUUAUGGGAUCUGUAAUAAGCGUAAAAGAGGUGCGUAUAAUGUGCGCACCGGUUAGUAUUAGCUAGUCAACGAUGCUAAGACCCGGUCGAUUUUCUUAUUGACAAAAUUUGAUGUCGCUUCUUUAUAAUGAACUCAAAAAUGAAAUAAUUUUUUAACUACUUUUACUACCAGUUCACGGAAAUUCACAGCCUUAAGGCUUCUCACCUGAGGAACGCAUAUAUAUGCAUGUAAGGAACUUACUGGAUUAUGUCGUUUAAGUGUGACACAUCGCAUUUUUUUUUCACUCUAAUUUAAGCUAUGUUGAUGUUUACCGAAAUCCUGUUGUUCCUACCAUUUUUCGAGAUAUCUCACUAGUAUUAUAAAUAACGUCAUUCAAACGACGUUGAUAACGAUUCACGUAUUCUCAUCUAAUCUCUACUUUCUACUAUAGUAAUAAUAAUAUAAUAAUUAUUAUUCCUUUUAAUAUUAACUGCAACGCUAUAUAUUAGCUUUAAAUGUAUUAUACUCGAGAUCCAUCUUGUGUAAGAGCAGAAAUAUACUCGAAUAAAAACUCUCAUUUGGA
Messenger RNA from Acromyrmex echinatior (Panamanian leafcutter ant), 2425 nucleotides. RefSeq lists its product as hypothetical. Lineage: Eukaryota; Metazoa; Arthropoda; Insecta; Hymenoptera; Formicidae. The record is from RefSeq and is a predicted model, not a curated record.